AUGGACGAGCAAGAGUUUGUAAAUCUGCUCGAGGGCCUGCUGCAGCCCGACACGGACCGUGUCAAGUCUGCUACCGCUACCCUCAACAAGCAAUACUACAGCUCGCCUGCCUCUCUCAAUGCACUCCUUCAGAUCCUCUGCCAGCAUCCGAAGCCAGAGCUGCGCCAGCUCGCUGCCGUCGAGGCGAGGAAGCUGGUAACGAAGCAUUGGGCCAACCUGCCUGCGGACCAGAAGAGCUCUCUCCGCAACCAGCUAUUCCAAUUCACAUUAAAUGAGGACCACACCCUGACCAGGCACUCCGCUGCCCGCGUCAUUGCCGCAAUCGCCUCCCAGGACUUCGAGGAUGGAGAGUGGGCUGACCUGCCUGGCUUCCUUCACCAGGCUGCCACCAGCCAAACUGCGCGACACAGGGAGGUUGGCACAUACAUCAUCUGGACGACUCUUGAGUCGACUGGCGAUGCCUUCCCCGGCAAGUCUGCGGAUCUCUACAAGCUGUUCCAGACCACCAUUCAAGACCCAGAGAGCGCCGAGGUUCGCAUCAACACCCUGUUGGGUUUGAGCCGCUUGGCCAUGCUCUUGGAGCCUGAGGAGGACCCCAAGGCCCUUGCUCUUUUCCAGGAAGCUAUUCCUGGUAUGGUCACUGUCCUCAAAGCUACUGUCGAUGAGGGCGACGAGGACCGCGCGAUGCAGGCCUUUGAAGUUUUCCAGACCCUCCUUGGCUGCGAAUCUGCUCUACUUGCCAAGCACUUUGGCGACCUCAUCAAGUUCAUGUUGGAGCUCGCCUCUUCCACCAACGUUGAGGAGGAUUACCGUUCGCAAGCGCUCGCCUUCCUCAUGCAGUGCGUCCGCUACAGGAAGCUCAAGGUUCAGGCUCUGAGGAUCGGUGAGGAGCUCACACUCAAGGCUCUUCACAUCGUUACAGAGCUCGGCGACAUGUCCAGCGAAGAUGAGGACGUUACGCCUGCCCGCUCAGCCCUCGGCCUGCUCGAUAUCCUGGCCUCAAGUCUGCCUCCUUCGCAGGUGGUCAUUCCUCUGCUCAAGAAUCUUGGCAACUAUUUUUCGUCACAGAACCCCGACUACCGCCAGGCUGGUAUUCUUGCUCUAGGCAUGUGUGUGGAGGGCGCGCCAGACUUCAUUGCGACCCAGCUCCACGAAAUCCUUCCCAUGGUUCUCCACCUCCUCGAGGACCCCGAGCUCAAAGUCCGCGCUGCUGCGCUCAACGGUGUAGCCCGUCUCGCCGACGACCUCGCAGAAGAUGUCGGUAAGGAGCACGCUCGUCUUAUCCCUGCUAUGAUCAAGAACUUUGAUCUUGCUGCCAGCAAUGUGCAGAACGCCGAAGACGAGCACAACAUGCAGAUCAUUCGUGGCAGCUGCCACGCUAUUGAUUCCCUUAUUGAGGGUCUCGAGCCUGAGGAUGCCGGACGCUAUGUUCCGGAGCUCAUCCCUCGCUUUAGCAAGCUAUUCCACCACGAGGAUCUGAAGGUCAAGAGCGCUGCCAUUGGAGCUGUCGGUUCCAUCGCAUCAGCUGCUGAGCAGGCUUUCCUUCCUUUCUUCGAGCAGACUAUGGCCGAACUCUCCCCAUAUGUCCGCAUUAAGGACAGCCAAGACGAGCUUGACCUUCGUGGUGUCACUUGCGACUCCAUGGGUAAGAUCGCUUCUGCCGUUGGCGCUCAGCCCUUCGAGCCCUACGUCCUGCCUCUUAUGGAAGCAUCUGAGGAAGCCCUCCAUCUCGACCACCCCCGCCUGCGCGAGACCAGCUACAUUCUUUGGAGUACCAUGGCAAAGGUCUACGAGGAGCAGUUCGCCAAGUACCUUCCUGGCGCUGUCAAGGGUCUUCAAGACUGCCUUGAGCAGGAUGAGACCGGUCUUGAUGUUGAGCUCGGCGAAGAAGCAAAGGACCUGAUCGGCACCGAGGUCACAAUUGAAGGUCGUAAGAUCAAGGUUGCGGCUGCUACCGACGAUGACGACAGUGAUCUCAACGAGGCUCUUAUGGAGGGUGACGACGAUGACGAGUGGGACGACCUCGGCGGUGUCACAGCUGUUGCCAUGGAGAAGGAAAUUGCCGCAGAGGUCUAUGGCGACAUUAUCACUCACACUCGCGCUGAGUACAUGCCUUACCUCGAGAACACGGUCACCAAGCUGUUGGAGCUCGUCGAGCACGAGUAUGAAGGUAUCCGCAAGGCCGCUCUCGGUACGCUUUGGCGCACAUACGCCUGCCUUUUCGGCAUGGCCGAGGGAGGAGGUAUGCAAAAGUGGACACCAGGACUCCCGCUUGCUGUAGAGCCACCAGCGGAUCUGAAGAAGCUCAGCAACCUCGUCAUGACUGCCACCAUGUCCAUCUGGCAAGACGAGCAAGAUCGGGGCACCGUCACCGACAUCAACCGUGAUAUUGCCGCCACAUUGAAGCUCUGCGGGCCCGCUGUCUUGAUGACCGACAACGGCACAGUGGUCCCAGACAUCUGCCAACAACUGCUCGCAGUGAUCACCAAGCGUCACCCUUGCCAGCAGGAUCUUGGUGAUGAGGCCGAUGAGGAUCUCCUAGACGAGGAGUCUUCUGAGUACGACUGGCUAGUCAUCGAGACCGCAAUGGAGGUCGUCACAUGUCUUUCUGUUGUUCUUGGUGGCCAGUUUGCCGAGCUCUGGAAGAUGUUCGAGAAGCCCAUCAUGAAGUACGCCAGCAGCCAAGAGUCGACUGAGCGUAGUGCUGCUGUUGGCACUAUUGCUGAGUGCGUCGGCAACAUGGGUGCGGGCUGCACACCGUACACUACCGGCCUUCUCAAGCUCCUCUUGCACCGCCUUUCCGAUGAGGACCCCGAGUCCAAGUCGAACGCCGUGUACGGAAUGGGCCUUCUCUGCGAGAUGACAACCAACGAUGCCGAGAUCCUGAAGAACCUCUCUACCAUCUUCUCCAAGCUUGAGCCUCUUCUUGAAGCGCAAGACCAGGCGCGCUUGCUCGAUAACACUGCAGGGUGUGUGAGCAGGUUCAUCACCAAGCACUCGGACAAGCUCCCCAUCGCCGAGGUCCUGCCACGUCUUGUGCAGCUGCUCCCUCUCCGCGAGGACUACGAAGAGAACAAGCCGGUGUUUGGCAUGAUCGUCAAGCUCUACCAGAACAACGACCCCACGGUGCAGCAGCUGACACCUCAGUUGAUGCCCGUGUUCGAGAAGGUGCUCGGCCAGCCAGAGGAGCAGCUCGAAGAUGAGACACGAUCGCAGCUCGUUGAGCUUGUUCAGUACCUACGCAAGUAGGGGAUUUCUUGGUUUACUCGGAUUGAAGGAUACCCGUCGGAAGACACUACAGAUGAUGAAUAAACACGGUCAUGGAGGGCUUGGGGCAUAUUGAUACCACGGCUUUAUGACGGAAAUUAGUAGGAAAAACGGAAUAGACUACUCGUUACGAA
This is a messenger RNA of Parastagonospora nodorum SN15, 3401 nucleotides long. RefSeq lists its product as hypothetical. Gene Ontology annotation, molecular function: nuclear import signal receptor activity; small GTPase binding. Gene Ontology annotation, biological process: protein import into nucleus. The transcript has 3 exons. Bases 1 to 3249 code for a protein of 1082 amino acids. Gene Ontology annotation, cellular component: cytoplasm; nucleus. The record is from RefSeq and is a predicted model, not a curated record. NCBI's taxonomy places the organism in Eukaryota, Fungi, Ascomycota, Dothideomycetes, Pleosporales, Phaeosphaeriaceae.